CCAACCUUCACAGCCACAAAGGUCCUGCACAUUUAUUUAAUGUUGUGGUUUCAUCGGAGGUUCUGAGUUUUCACCCAAGAUGGUUGACAGGACUCUACUGCUCAUGUGUAUGACCAUUUUCAUCUUUACAGAAACUACGGCACAACAAAGCUGUAACAGGAUGUUCUCCUUUGAUACCAUGAGCCGGGGUGCGAUAUGUCCUCUGAUGUUUUGUCCAGUAUGUGGCAGUGACUGCAUCACCUACCACAACGAAUGUUUGCUGUGUCUUCACAGACUGAAUCAUAAAGCUGACAUUCGGAUCAUGCAGGAGGGACCAUGCAUCACUUGUCCUCGUGACUAGUGACGUGUCUUUGACAGCUGCUUAUAAUUCAAAUACAUUUACUGUGUGGUGUGUUUGAUAUUGUCAUAUCUCUGUAAUGACAUUAUGUAACAUUUGAUCUAUAAAAA
Molecule: messenger RNA, 447 nt
Organism: Hippoglossus stenolepis (Pacific halibut)
Lineage: Eukaryota; Metazoa; Chordata; Actinopteri; Pleuronectiformes; Pleuronectidae
Product: probable pancreatic secretory proteinase inhibitor
Exons: 4
Coding region: 80-340 (86 amino acids)
Molecular function (GO): protein binding
Source: RefSeq, a predicted model, not a curated record